AUGGACAGGAUGGCGGCCUUUGGGCCCUUGUUUUGUGAUAUCACAUGGGGGGCUGGCGGUUCAACUGCUGACCUCACGCUGGAAAUUGCUUCACGAAUGCAGAACAUGGUGUGCAUGGAGACGAUGAUGCACCUAACAUGCACCAACAUGCCUGUUGAGAAGCUGAACAAUGCUCUCAAAGAGGUAAGGGGAGAUGCUCCAGAAGGGCACGACACCUUCACACCCAUAGAAGGAGGGUUUGCAUGCGCCCUUGAUUUGAUCAAGCACAUCCGGAAGGAGUAUGGAGACUACUUUGGUAUUGGGAUCGCUGGCUAUCCUGAGGCACAUCCGGACUCCAUUCUUGACGAUGAAGAGAAAAUGAAAGAAAAUUACUGGAGGGACAUCCACUACCUGAAGCAAAAGGUUAAGUAUCGCAACCAGGGCACUGUCUUUCCAGGUCUUGCUUUGUCUUUCCCUGGAGUUUUCUGUCACAAAGAGUGCUGGGACUUACAGGUCGAUGCGGGGGGCGAUUUCAUCGUAUCCCAGCUUUUCUACGAAACAGGAGUGUUCCUUCAGUUUGUGGAAGACUGCCGGUCAGUUGGAAUCACUGUGCCUAUACUUCCAGGAAUUAUGCCCAUCAUGACGUAUGGAGGGUUCAAGCGCAUGACAAGCUUCUGCAAGACCAAAGUGCCACAGAAGAUAACCGAUGCUCUCGAGUCGAUCAAGGACGACGAUGAAGCCGUCAAGAAAUAUGGAAUCAAGCUCGGCACAGAGAUGUGCCGCCAGCUGCUGGACAGUGGGGUUCCAGGUCUGCACAUGUACACACUGAAUUUGGAGCGCAGUGCUGUGAGCAUCCUGGAAGACAUGGGAUUGGUGAAUCGAGACAACCUGCCUAGGCAUUUCCCCUGGCGGCCACCAACAAAUGUGCAAAGGAGUGGGGAGGCAGUGCGACCAAUAUUUUGGUCAAAUAGACCAAAAAGCUACAUCAAGAGAACUGCUGAUUGGGAUGCUUUUCCCAGUGGCAGGUGGGGCGAUUCUCAGAGUCCUGCGUACGGCACUCUCAAUGACUACCAGUUCAUGCGCCGUCACACAAGCAGUGAGAAACGGGCGCAAAAAGCUCGAGAGGCAUGGGGCGAUGUUCUGUCGAGUGUUGAUGAUGUCAAGCAAGUCUUCGUGAACUACUGCAAGGGUGAGAUUAACAUUCUGCCAUGGAAUGAGAUGGACUCCAUGCAGAAAGAGUCAGCAGAACUUGUGCCAAAGCUGCAGGAGCUGAACAAGAAGGGGUACCUCACAAUCACUUCACAGCCCAGGGUGAAUGGUGCACCUUCAACAGACAGCACCUUUGGAUGGGGUGGACCAGGGGGGUACGUGUACCAAAAGGCCUACAUCGAAUUCUUUGUCUCACCUGAGGGUUUCUCUAAAUUGCAACCACAGCUGAACAGUGCCCCAUCCAUCAGCUACAUGGCCGUGAACUCAAAAGGAGAGCUUCACACCACGCUGGACGAUGGGAAUGUGAAUGCUGUCACGUGGGGAGUCUUUCCAGGCAAAGAGAUCUUGCAGCCAACCGUGGUCGAUCCACGCAGCUUCAUGGUCUGGAAGGACGAGGCAUUUGACUUGUGGAUAACAGAGUGGAGCGCUCUGUACGAUGGUGGGUCACAGGAGCGCAAGGUCCUGCAAGAGAUUCGUGAUGAAUGGUACCUUGUGAGUGUGGUUGACAACGACUUCGUACAUGGGGACAUAUUCAAGGUGUUCGGGCUGGGCGAUUGA
Molecule: messenger RNA, 1746 nt
Organism: Ostreobium quekettii
Lineage: Eukaryota; Viridiplantae; Chlorophyta; Ulvophyceae; Bryopsidales; Ostreobiaceae
Source: the annotation of a GenBank genome assembly